Messenger RNA from Heterobilharzia americana, 3225 nucleotides. Lineage: Eukaryota; Metazoa; Platyhelminthes; Trematoda; Strigeidida; Schistosomatidae. The record is from the annotation of a GenBank genome assembly.
AAAUAUUAUUGGUUAAUGUUGUAUAUUCUUGUAUGAUAUAGUAGAUAGUAUUCGGCAGAUGUGCUAAAUGCUAUUACGAAUCUACUGAGAUUACCGUUAUUAUUUAUCCUACUUUAAAUUCUGUUACUGUCACUGUUUUUAGUAGGAUAAAUUAUAGAAAGUUUCUACAGUAAUUAACUUCUCAUUAACGGAUCUAUCACCACUUAUUUCAAGACAGUGUCACUUGUCUUUGAAUGACAGUUAUUACAGAUAACAACAUUGUUAUCGUGUUAUAUUAUUGGAAAGAUGUGAAAUCAUUGGAAAUCUAUUCAAUGCAAAUUAUUUAGGCAGUAGUAGCAGUCGGUACUUCUACUAGUAAUAGUAAAUUAAGUAAUAAUGGAUGAACUUCAACGUCUUUACGAACAUCAGACAAUGAUGGCAAUUGGAAUAUAUUCAUUCUUAGAUAAUCUGUUAACUCAUUUACCAUCAACACGUAAUGAAAAUAAUUUUGAAAAUUUUUCACGAAGUACACAACAACGACAGCAUACUACCAAUAUUACUGCUGCUACUACUAGUAGUAUAUCAACAAACCAGUCAGAUUCAGAUCAGUACUCGAAUGGUAUUAUCUACAAUGGAACGUCUGUCGGAGAUACAUUUCAUGUAAGAAAUGAACGCACCCGAACAUCAUUAUCAUCAACAACAUGGGCAUUGAAUGAUAUGAACAUUUCAAACAGAUCAAACUCAGAGUUACCUACGUCGACACAGGAUUAUCUUAUAGAGAAUGUUAAUUCAACCUGCAUACAAGAAUCAGUAUCAAAAGAUAUUCAGCCUGGUGGUUAUCCUGAAGAAAUAUUCAUUUAUUUAUCAAAUAGUGAAAAACAAGAAUAUUCCUGUAGUAUAUGCUAUCUGAUAAUUAAAGAAGUCUAUCAAUGUCAAAGUCAACACAAGUUUUGUUAUGGUUGUAUAUAUACAUGGUCUACAGGACCGACACCUGGUCAUGAUAGCUGUCCAGUAUGCAGAUGUGAUGGCUUGUAUGCAAAAAAUUUUGACUUAGAUGACCGAAUCAAUAGAAAACGUGUUCGAUGCACAUUGAACAAUUGUAAUUGGAUGGGUCUGUUAAGCGUAUAUAAUCAGCAUGAACACAGACGUUAUAGUCCGUAUGAAUUAGACUUAUUAUUGGCAGAUUGUAGAAAGGACAAACUGAAAUCGUCAACAUCAUUAUUCCCAAUGUCAGAACAAAAUCAAGUAGCAGCAUACAAUGAUAAGGAAAUAUCAGUAAAAUUAAAUGAUACUUCACAAAUAAAUGAAACAAUAGACGCAAGUAAUCGAUAUCUUGAUAAUCAUGGUCGUGAUCAUCAACAUGGUUUAGAUCCUGGAAGAGUACCUGUUGUAUGCGAACCGAUAGAUCAGUCACCUGAGAUCCCAUCUGGAAGAUUAUUGACAUCACAAAGAAGAAUACGACCUUUAAGAAAUGGAAAUAGACAGAGGCACAGGUUACCAUCAUCCUCAAGUCAAAUUCAAAACCGACAGAUCUUACAGAUACGCAGUGGAGUGAGUCAGUCACAAGGUAGUGCGGCAGAAACGCGGAUUCACCCAUCUGAUAACCAUAAUCUGUUGUCUGUGGUAAAUAAUUCACAAGGUAUUAACAACUAUGUGCAUUCAAAUCUAUUACAAGGAGAGCAACAACAUCAAACUUUGACAUACAUACAAAGACAAACACAGAGUCAUAUAACAUCAAGUGCAACUGCACACACAAAUGUUACUAAUACUAGACAGAGGUCAUCGCCUAUUGUAAGGGAUUCGCGAACUCAUACGAACAGAUUUCCUAAUCUAAGACAGUCAGGAGGUGAAAACACACCUUUAUCUAUACACUCCUCAGAAUACGAAAAUGCAAAUAAUCAAACUAGGGGCGCUUAUAGUCUACUUGAUUUAGAUUCUUAUGAUAUUCAAAGUCAAGAUACGCUAGGUGUAGGAGACCGUACAGAAAUAAACGCAAACGGCCGAAACUCAAAUAUUUCUAGAACUGUCCAGGUUAGUCUUCCAGCUAUAAGUUUUAACCAAUCACUUACUUGUGGUUUGAAUACACCACCACCAAUCAAUAACACUCAACGUUUGCAAAGUUUUAAUCUCGCAAAUAACACAAUUUCAAGGACUGGCCAGCCACUUGAAUUCCGUCGUCUAGUACCUCAGCGACAAAGGAAAGUAGUAGAACAGCUGAGAGAAACCCGGGAACAAUUAGCCGCGAUGCUUCGUCUAAUGACUAUGGAGUUAGAAGAAAGACAAAAUCGUGUUUUGAAUUUUAACCUAGAAAUGAGUGCACGGAAUAGACUAUUAAGAAAUCCAAAUAAUUUACAUUCAAACAAUAGAGAAGACAGUGUUGCUGUGCAUCCAGAUGAUACAGAAAGUCACGAUUUUAUUGAGUUAAACAACCAGAACAUUUUCCAUAGUAGACACUCGCGCACGACAAAUACAAACGGUAAUGACAUCCAGUCAAAUUAUCAGACAUAUCAGUCGUAUAACUCAAGUACACCUGUUUCAACAAUUACCAGCAUAAAUAAUAAUUCCAGUAGAAAUAUAUCUAGAACACUUCUGACACCAACAUACAGAGAGAGAACUACUACGAUGAAUACGGAACAGAAUAACAGUAGCAACAAUCAGCAUGGUACAAUUCCUGCUCCAAUGAAUAGUACCAGUCAGUCGUCUGCAUCACCGUUAACUUCAACGGCAAGAUUACUAGCACGUUUACGACUUAAUGCGCUAGCACAAACAACUCCAUUUUUAUUCAUGUCGAAUCACAGAAGUAUGAAUUUAAAUGAAUCUGAUUUAGGACAUACUUCACCACCAACAGCAGCAACACCACUGUCAUCAUUUAUGACAAGUGACAGCAGUAAUGAUGAAAAUGGAGGAGACAGUGAUGACGAAGAAGAAGACUAGUUUAACGUACGGUAUGUUGAUCAGACACGACCAGGAGGCCAGUAUUUAAUUAACCAAAGAAAAAGACACAUAUAAAGAUAAGAUUCAUUUCUUUUCAAUUAGACUAUAUUAUAUAAUAACUGAAGAGAAAUUACUUACCAUAUUUUAGUGUCUUUUUAUUAAAAUUUUAAAAAAUAUGCAGUCUAUUUCUUGAGCACUCGUAUUCCAGCAACGUAAUGUAACAAGAUAACAUGCUAUAUGGAUGCUUGAUCGUGGGCUUUCAGCUUAAUCAGUCCGUUAAAACAAUAAAGCUCAGGAUAACUGUUGGAUCGC